This is a messenger RNA of Ornithodoros turicata, 680 nucleotides long. RefSeq names its product neprilysin-3-like. Lineage: Eukaryota; Metazoa; Arthropoda; Arachnida; Ixodida; Argasidae. The coding region runs from base 99 to 656 and encodes 185 amino acids. The record is from RefSeq and is a predicted model, not a curated record. The transcript has 8 exons. Gene Ontology annotation, molecular function: metalloendopeptidase activity. Gene Ontology annotation, cellular component: plasma membrane. Gene Ontology annotation, biological process: protein processing.
CCAUACCGCUGCUUGCAACGUCGCCUUCCUACGAUGUUCUACGAAAUUCAUUGGUGGUACCAUUAGGAGCUCUACAAGCACCUUUGUUUUACGAAAAAAUGCUUCCGCCACUUCAUUUGGCUCGCUUUGGAUUUCUAACAGCGAGAGAACUACUGCGCUCUCUUGUCGGUGAAGGGGCAAGUGUGGGCAGGAGAGGCUCAAACACGCCAUGGUGGUCAGAGCCUGCCAGUUCCUUCUUCAAGAAGAAGUCGUACUGUUUUGUAAAACAGUACAAGGACUACAGCAUGUUAGAGAUGAACCCGUUCGAGUCUGUGAACGAAAAUCUCUUGGAUAAUGCGGCCCUUCAAGUAGCGCAUAAGGUGUACUGGAAAACAGUGAUGUCCAAGGCGCCUCCUUUACAGCCCUUAUCUCUAAUUGAAUGGAAACAAGGAGAAUACGCGUUGCCGUCGGGAAAACUCUUUUUCUACGCUUACGCAUCCAACAUGUGUGGCCGUCUUAGCUCCCGGGCGGACUACGAUUUGCGGAUGCGAGGACCCUUUGCGCCGAUAGAAAUGAGGGUGAACGUUCCCUUGAUGAACAUGAGAGCUUUUACGGACGCCUUCGAAUGCGAGCGCGACGCCAGGAUGAAUCCCGAUAGGAAGUGUAUCAUCUUAUAAGGCGCAAUAAAAUAUAUGUAUAUU